This is a messenger RNA of Dreissena polymorpha, 2508 nucleotides long. RefSeq names its product Na(+)/citrate cotransporter-like. Lineage: Eukaryota; Metazoa; Mollusca; Bivalvia; Myida; Dreissenidae. Gene Ontology annotation, cellular component: membrane. The transcript has 14 exons. Bases 89 to 1912 code for a protein of 607 amino acids. Gene Ontology annotation, molecular function: transmembrane transporter activity. Gene Ontology annotation, biological process: monoatomic anion transmembrane transport. The record is from RefSeq and is a predicted model, not a curated record.
UGUAUAGUUAAAAAUUAAACAUAGAUGCCAUUAACCAGUAUAAACCACAGACACAUAUAAUCAAAACGUUGUGUGAGGUACUUAGACAAUGGUGACCCUAUCGACAAUUGCUCACAACCUAGCAGUUACUAAAUGUGUUUGGAUUACAUUAUUGGCACUUAUUUUGCCAUGCAAGCUUUUGUUCGAUUACGAUCCGGAGCUUAAACUUGAAUCAAAAUGUGCUUACGUCAUCAUCGUCAUGGCCAUCCUCUGGCUGACGGAGGCCAUCCCUAUCCCAGUGACGUCACUUUUCCCCGUGUUUCUUUUCCCAAUGGCGGGAGUUAUGCACGCGCGGGAAGCGAGCUCGGCGUAUUUUUCGGACAUCUCAAUGUUGCUGCUGGGAGGUUUGCUGAUCGCCAUGGCACUGGAGGAGACCAACCUCCACAUCCGGAUCUCUCUCUACGUGCUCGUGCUUGUCGGUGCCCAACCAAUAAUGUUGGUGUUGGGUUCUAUGGUAACCACGUGGUUCUUAUCGUUUUGGAUCAACAACACCUCCGCCACCGCCAUGAUGAUGCCCAUAAUCCUCGCGGUCUGCACUUCCGUCAGAGAAGUCAAGGCACAGACGGUCCAUGUUCCGACGGAAGAGUGCCUCAUUCUUCAAGAGGACGUAACGGUGGAGCACAACGUGGAUACUUCGCUGACCGCUGCCCAAAAUGGUGAUACGAUGGCAGAACAAGAACCCAUCGUUUCAUACGUGUUUGAAGACAAACAAGCGGAGGCAGAGUUUUACGCCCUGACGAAUGCCCAAUCUCUCAGCGUUGCGUAUGGCGCACUUUGCGGGGGCCUAGCAACCAUCACGGGAACGCCUUCGAACCUCGUUCUAAAGGAUGUGGUUGACAAGUUUUACCGCGACCAUGGAGUGAACGAAUCUCCCAUCUCCUUCACUUCCUGGAUGGCGUUUGGGCUUCCACUGUCUUUCCUCUCCAUGUUCAUAGGCUGGAUGUGGCUUUCCUUUUGGUUCCUUGGACGCAGCUGUUUCAAGAAAAUGGACCCGUCAACAAAGAAGGCUAUAAACUCGGUUAUAAGAAAAAGGGCCAAGGCACUGGGUGCUGUGACAUUCGCCGAGUGGCAGGUGGUUACUGUUUUCGUAUCCAUGGUGAUCUUCUGGUUGUUCCGCAAUCCCCCAAAUAUUCCGGGAUGGGGCUCACUGUUCAAGGAUAAAGACGUCAAUAACGGGCACAGCCUGGUGUCGGACUCUACGCCAUGUAUACUUCUAAGUGUCAUCCUCUUUAUACUGCCAGAACAGAAACCAAACAUACUGUGGUGGCGGCAAGGUCGCCCAUUUUACACGCCGAUACUCAAGUGGACGACGGUGGCUAAGAGACUGCCGUGGGGAGUGUUGAUUCUCGUGGGUGGAGGAUUCGCCAUGGCAAAAGCCAGUCAGGAAUCAGGUUUGUCGAAGUGGAUAGGCCGAGAGUUGAGGGUGUUCGGGGCCCAGAGCCCGACGGUUAUGUGCUUCGUGGUGGUAACGGUCGUCUCGCUCGUUACCGAGGUGAUGAGUAAUCCGGCAACCGCGCAGCUCUUUGUUCCCAUAGUGAGGGACAUGUCCGUGUCCCUGGGUGUCAAUCCACUAUAUCUGAUGAUAGCUAGCGCCGUUGCAGCCUCGUUCGCGUUUAUGCUGCCUACUGGGGCGCCACCUACGGCCAUCGUCUUCGCUGCAGGGUACAUCUCAAUUCCGAACAUGGCCUUGGCGGGACUUCCUAUGAAAAUCAUCGGCAUUUGUUGUACAGUCCUUGCGGUAAACACCUGGGGAACGUCGCUGUUUGACCUUGAUCACCUACAGGACUUCCUAAAACCCGUCAAUAACAUGACAUCGGUUGCCAUGGCAACUAACUCAUCGUGGAAUUCUACCGAGAAUAACAACAUCACGUGAUUAAGACAACAACAACAAAGGAAUAUCUCAGUGGAUCACGGUGAUGACACUCUUGUGUUAUUUGGGUGUGAAACUGUUGCUAUGGAAACUCGAUCUUACACUUAAAUAACACAUUGUAAAUAAGUCGUUAGCAUGAAUAUGAAAACAAAUUUGUGUCUGUUUUUGGAAACAGCAGACUUAGCACCGUUUUGUUUUAACAGCAGAUUGUGUUGCAAAACACAGAGAAAAAUACAUUCACAAUUUACCAAUGAUGUAUUCUUUAUCAAUGAAUUAUGUAUAUCUGUUUUGUUGUAAUUAAGUGUCCCCUUAAAAAGUAAAUGCCUAAGACUAUUUCUUUCAAAUAGAAAACAUUAAAAGCGUUUAAAUUAUUAUUGCGGUCAACACCAAAACAUAACAGUUGUUUAAUAACGAAAUACAUUUUUAGUGUGCGUUGUUUGCUUGUACAUGUGAAUUCUGCUUUGAUGAUAAAGUAAUUAAGCCACGAAUAAACGAUUAUUGAAAUAAACAAUUGUUUUACACAAACAGUUUUGUCCAUAACAAUAACCUUACACCAUAAUCAUACUUUGAUCGUCGCGAAUAAACUUAUGAAUUUCCUA